CCGCUAUUCAUAUAAAUUAGGUUAUUUACUUGUGUUAAAUGACUGAUCAAUUGUUACAGUUUGUGAGAUAAAUACGUCUAAUUUGUAUGUGUGAAUGAAAUCAACUCUAUAUAUAAUGUUACAACGUGUUCUUUGAAAACAAGGUGUCGAAGUCAUUAACAUGGAUUUUGGAAACCCACCUCCGAAUAUGGGUAUGCCUCCACCCGGCAUGGGUGGUCCCAUGGGUCCACCAGGCCGUAACAUUCGCCAUAAUUUUAGACCUUUCAACUAUCAAAUGCGAUUUCCACCCCAGGGUCCUCUGAAUAUGACUCAAGACGACUUCGAUGGGAAACGUUUACGUAAAUCUGUUAUGCGUAAAACCGUAGACUAUAAUUCAUCAAUUAUAAAAGCUUUAGAAUGUCGUGUUUGGCAGCGAGACUGGCGCGACAGAUACGCUUUGCAGCCGGACGCUAUGUACACCCCUGACUUGUUACCACCACCUUCAUAUCCAGAUAACCCUAUAAAUGCUGUUACCACUCGUUUUGUUAAGACUGCUACUAAUAAGAUGAGAUGCCCUAUUUUUGCUGUUGCCUGGACACCGGAAGGCCGCAGGUUAAUAACUGGAGCUUCAUCUGGAGAGUUCACUCUAUGGAAUGGAUUAACUUUUAAUUUUGAAACUAUUCUUCAAGCUCAUGAUUCCCCCGUGCGAUCGAUGGUAUGGUCUCAUGGCGAAGGUUGGAUGGUAACCGGAGAUCACUCUGGUUUCAUUAAGUAUUGGCAAAGUAACAUGAAUAAUGUAAAAAUGUAUCAAGCUCACAAGGAAGCAGUGAGGGGUAUUAGUUUUAGUCCCAGCGAUGCAAAGAUUGUCACUUGCUCAGAUGAUGGCACUUUACGGAUAUUUGACUUUUAUAGAUGUCAAGAAGAGAGAAUUUUGAGAGGGCAUGGUGCUGAUGUGAAAUGUGUACAGUGGCACCCGACCAAAGCUCUCAUUGUAUCUGGGAGUAAGGAUAACCAGCAGCCAAUAAAAUUAUGGGAUCCUAAGUCUGGAACAGCAUUAUCUACUUUACAUGCACACAAAUCUACUGUUAUGGACUUAAAAUGGAAUGAAAACGGCAAUUGGCUAAUAACUGCAUCCCGUGAUCAUUUAUUAAAGCUUUUUGAUAUUCGUAAGCUUGGUACUGAACUUCAGAUAUUUAGAGGUCACAAAAAAGAGGCUUCAAGUGUAGUGUGGCAUCCAACUCACGAGGGCUUAUUCUGCUCUGGCGGUUCUGAUGGAACCAUCUUGUUUUGGAAUGUUGGUACUGAUAAAGAAGUAGGAUGUAUAGAAGGUGCUCAUGAGUCUAUAGUUUGGACAAUGGCUUGGCACCCUCUGGGCCAUAUACUAUGCUCUGGAUCUAAUGAUCACACUUCUAAGUUUUGGACCCGUAAUCGUCCAGGUGAUCAGAUGAGAGACAAAUACAACCUUAAUACAUUGCCUCCGGGAGUUCAAGAGGACAAUGAGUUAGAGGAGCCAGCCGCUAUUCCUGGAAUGGGCCCAGAGGACAAAGUUGAAAUUUUCUCUACUGAUACUGAUAAAGCAAUUCCUGGCUUAGAUUUAGAUACCACAUUUCUACCAAUGGACUUUGAAAAGAAAGUUAAGAAAGUACCUUAUAGUAAGCCUAUACCGAGAAACUUCCAAGUUCAAUGGAAUCAUGGUCCAUCCUUGGAUGAUUCAGCAACAGAAGCAUUAACACAAGCUCUUGUGGAGUCUGUUCCGGGUGCAGUUCCACUACAACAACUGAGUCCUACUGCUAUUUUCAUUUAUGGGAAGCUUAUUUCUGUAGAGCCUGGAUCAAAACUUGAAAAAGCUAUAUCUGAAGGUCCAAUAGCACUGAGAAGAUAUAUAGCGAGUGGUGAGAUAGAGGAAUUAGAAGACAUGAUGCCUCAUUUAGAACAGGAUGCUGAUGAUGAUAAUUUCUUGCAACCGUUUGAGUAUCCUACUCAUGAAAAUAAUGAUAAUGAAAAUAGUGCACUUGAGGACAAUAAUGUUGACAAAAAUGAUUAUGAUAAAGAAGAUUAUUAUAACAAUGACAUGGAUAUUACUGAGCCAAAUCAAGAUGAUUAUAAUAAUUAUGAUAAUGGACCACCAGAUAUGAACAAUAUGAUGCCUAUGGGAAGUAUGCCUCCAAUGGGUUUCAUGGGACCUCCAAUGAAUAUGGGUCCACCGAUGGGCCCCCCCAUGCAUGGCAUGCAUAUGCCCCCUCAACACAUGCCACCGGGUAUGCCACCAGGCAAUAUGCCUCCAAUGGGUAAUAUGCCACCAAUAGGCGCUAUGCCUCCUAUUAACAAUAUGAACACAAGGCCUGUCUUCCCUGAUAACGGAUUUAACAAAGGACAUUAUGAAAGUGGUUAUGACAGUAACCAGUCAUUUUCUCAAGAAAAUGAUGAAUACAAUGAAGAGGAAUCAUUUGACCAGAGCUUUAAUGAAGAGGAAAAUAAUUUCAAUGAAGAGGAAAAUAACGAGGGCGAAAAUUAUGGACGAAAUCAAAGAUGGGGUGGUGGUUAUAGAGGCAGGGGUCAAGACAGAGGGCAAAAUAGAGGUAGAGGUCAAGAUCGGGGCAGAGGCCAGGACCGAGGCAGAAACCAGGACAGAGGAAGAGGCCAGGACCGAGGCAGAGGCCAAGAGCGAGGUAGAGGACGAGGAAUGAACGGCUUUGGUGGACGCAAUAUGCGUAGAGGUGGCAACCAACGCGGUUCGACUUGGAAUCGACGUGGUAGUGGCGCCAGUCGAAUGUUCAGAAGAGGCAGUAAACAAACCAAUUAGAAAAUGGUAGGAUUAGGUUUUAAAAUGCAUGCUUCAAAGACAAUGACUAAUGAAUGAAAUAUGAGUGUAAGUGCAGCAAGAUAAGUGAUGAUGAGAAUUAUAAGAAGGUUGUAAAUAAUUUUCGAUUA
Messenger RNA from Maniola jurtina (meadow brown), 2910 nucleotides. RefSeq names its product pre-mRNA 3' end processing protein WDR33 (gene Wdr33). NCBI's taxonomy places the organism in Eukaryota, Metazoa, Arthropoda, Insecta, Lepidoptera, Nymphalidae. Gene Ontology annotation, cellular component: mRNA cleavage and polyadenylation specificity factor complex. The transcript is spliced from 2 exons. The record is from RefSeq and is a predicted model, not a curated record. The coding region runs from base 161 to 2782 and encodes 873 amino acids. Gene Ontology annotation, molecular function: protein binding.